This is a messenger RNA of Dreissena polymorpha, 1112 nucleotides long. Its product is annotated as small nuclear ribonucleoprotein E-like. The coding region runs from base 97 to 369 and encodes 90 amino acids. The transcript has 5 exons. Gene Ontology annotation, biological process: spliceosomal snRNP assembly; mRNA splicing, via spliceosome. Gene Ontology annotation, molecular function: RNA binding. NCBI's taxonomy places the organism in Eukaryota, Metazoa, Mollusca, Bivalvia, Myida, Dreissenidae. Gene Ontology annotation, cellular component: U2 snRNP; U4 snRNP; U1 snRNP. The record is from RefSeq and is a predicted model, not a curated record.
CGUAACUUUGCGAUUAUCACAACGAAAAUUUUUGAGAAAACAUAGCGGCCACACUUCCCGGCGAACGAGCGUAAAAUUAACGAUAAUCAAAUCAAAAUGGCUUACAAAGGAGGUGCGAAGGUCCAGAAAGUAAUGGUCCAGCCGAUUAAUUUAAUUUUCAGAUACCUGCAAAAUAAAUCCAGAGUGCAAGUGUGGCUGUAUGAGCAAGUGAACCUUCGUAUUGAGGGUUGUAUUGCUGGGUUUGAUGAGUACAUGAACCUGGUACUGGAUGAGGCAGAGGAAGUGCACAUGAAGAACAAAACUAGGAAAACACUCGGUCGCAUCCUGUUAAAGGGAGACAACAUUACAUUGAUACAGGCAGUGCAAUGAUCAGUGAUCUCCCCUGAUACAUGGAUAAGCUUCAUCAUCCAACCAUCUCAUCUUGCAUUCAUGGGUUUUAUUUUCAUGCAGUGUUGUUGUCUGUAGAUUUAUACAUGUUGUUACUUUGAUUUCACAAAUGAACGUUUUGCUAUAUGAAGAAUGAGACACUUGGCAAUAUGAAGAAUGAGACACUUGGCAAGAACUUUUUGAACAUUAAUUUAAUCUUUAAGUAUUUCAGGCUCUUUUAUUUGAGACUUAAUUAAACUGCCUUACUCAUUAUGCAUUAAAACCUUACAGACAUUCUGUAAUGUUCUGAAAAUAUCAGGUACUUAUACCUGUGUACUGAAACUUUGUCAUCAGUGAUGUUGUUAAGCAUUUGCCACUAUAAUAUUUUUAAAGUUGUUAGUUGUUGCUUCCUUUGGAUUCUUUGUGAAUAAUUUCAGAGCGAGUUUUUAGGAACAGGCGGUCAAAUCAUGAUUUCUAUCCAUUAUCAAUGAUUCAAUAGUUUAAAAGCUUUGACAAUUAUCAUUGAUCUAUCUUUUAUAAAGUUCGAAUUAAUUGGUUCUUAUUUUUGUUUUCGUGAUGGUAAUAACUUGUGUAUCUUAUUAUAAACAUACAUUUGUGUCCUUCACAAAAUACUGAUUUUGUAUUUGUUGGAAACAUUUCAGAGAUAUGUUGUCAUUUGUAAAUACUUCAUUUCAAUGUGCAAGGUAAACUUAAGUAUGUAUAAUUAAAAGGUUUUGUAACACAUA